Molecule: messenger RNA, 1764 nt
Organism: Anoplopoma fimbria (sablefish)
Lineage: Eukaryota; Metazoa; Chordata; Actinopteri; Perciformes; Anoplopomatidae
Product: glypican-5-like
Exons: 11
Coding region: 1-1764 (587 amino acids)
Biological process (GO): positive regulation of canonical Wnt signaling pathway; cell migration; regulation of protein localization to membrane
Cellular component (GO): cell surface; plasma membrane; extracellular region
Source: RefSeq, a predicted model, not a curated record
AUGAUGCGCCAAAUAGGCCCGGUGGAGCUGGUGCCAGACAGGCCGGGAACAGAUGAGUCUCUACGAGUGUGCGUCCACCCUGGGCCCAGCUGCUGUACCGGUAAGAUGGAGGACAGCUACAUGGCGGCGGUCCGCAGUGAGACGCAGCAGAAGAUGAGAUCCUACAGCUUUGAACUUAAGUACCUGAUCGCUGGACACACCAAGGCGUACCGAGAGACCUUUGAGUCGCUCGUGUCCUUCACAUCUAACCUGACCAGCACUCUGUUUGACAGCGCCUACUCUGCUCUUGCGUCAGACUGUCGCCCCCUUGUGUUUCAGCUGUUCAGCGACAUCAAACGCCACGUUUCUGGAAACUCUAAUUUUACAUUGGAAAACACUGUGCGUCAGUUCUACAAUGAUCUUUUCCCGUUGGUCUACCGGCGCCUGCUCAACCCUGGCAUCGGCCACAUGUCACCCAAGUCCUAUUCCUCCCCCUCCAACAAUCACGACGACUGUCUGCGGAUGACACGGCAGGAUGUCAGCCCCUUCGGACCCCAUCCUCGCCUCCUGGUCAGCAGCUUGUCCCGUGCACUCGGGGCGGGCCGAGCACUGAGCCGACUGCUCAGACUGGCUGGAGAAGUUGUGAAUGCGACCGAGAAGGCAACGUUAUCCAGAGAGUGUGGGCGAGGCUUAGUGAGGAUGCAGUACUGCUCCCACUGUAGAGGGAUGACCCUGAUACGGCCCUGUACCGGACUGUGUGUCAAUGUUAUGAGAGGAUGUCUGGUGAGUGUAUCAGAGCUUGCCGCCCCCUGGGGGAGUUUGGUGGUGUUGCUCCAGCGGUUAGCUGCUACUUUAGCAACCAGCAGCAACCACAACAGCAUGGAGUUAGCACUGUUAGCAGUCCGCAAUCAUGUGAAUGAUGCUAUACUGCACGCUCAGCUGCACGGACCACGCAUCACAGCCACAGUAGAGAAGGUGUGUGGACCACAGGCAGCUGGUCCCAUGAUGCAGAGCGCAAAUCUUGCUACCACGCAUACUACAUCUCUGAGCCAUUUCCCAUCAGUAACCUCAGAGAGGUCAAAUGUGACAUCGCCUCCCUCAGUGGGUCCGACUGCUCAUCAGCGUCUGCAGCCCCAAUCCCGGAGGUCAUUCCUUCUUAAAGGCUCCAGAGGAGACAAGAGUCGCAGCUUGAAAAAACUCUCUAGGGAGUUUGAGGGCUCUAUCCAGCGAUACCGGUGGUUUUUCUCAGAACUGCCAGAGAUGCUCUGUGAAAGUGAGAUGGAGGUUGAGCAGCACACAUGCUGGAGUGGCCAAGACGUCGUAGAGAGUUAUGCAGGUCGAGUGGUUGGCAGCAGUUUUAAAGCACAAAAGGAGAACCCAGAGAUGACCGUCCGUAAUAUAGAUCCUGUCCUGAAGGGGGCGAAACAGAAGCUGGAGCAGCUAACUCAGGAGCUGUUAGUGGACCUCGGCUGGGAGACCAAAACCAAGGUAAAGGUUGAGGAAGACGAGGGAGGGAGUGCACAGACAGAGAGAGGCAGCGGAGACGACUGCGAUGAUGAAGAUGGCUGUGAAGCAUCUGGUGUGGAGAACGGUGAUACAUCCAGCGGUCAUAGUCCAGUAACAAAGGACAUGGCUCCUCCUCCUCCUCCUCGUCGCCCCGUCCCUCCUCAUCACCUCUCACCUCCACAGGUGCCUGUUCGAGGCUCAGCCCACAUGUUGUCUAUUGAACCUUUGACCCUGGCGACCCUGCUGCUUCUACUGCUGUCGCCAUGGGAACACCGCUGA